UGUGUGAAACUAAUAAUGUUUAACUCGUGCAACUCGUGGGAAACCUGCGAUUUUCCCUGCUCGGAAAAUACUUUUUAUGGCGACGAUGUCAAUUGUUUUUACGAGCCAGACAUUAAGCCACAGCAAGAGCAGCCACAAAAUUCGCCUAACGGCUUGAUUUACGGCCGCAGGCUCAUCAAUGAGCCCGCCGUAAACUUCAAUAACGGUGGCUUCUAUAACACCCAGGCAGCAGCACCACCACCGCCAAUGGUUGCCUAUGCCGCAUGUGGUGGUGGCGUGUACAACGACUGCUCGAGCCUGGAAAUGAGUUCAGCUUGCUCUGCGACGCGUUUUCAUCCGUACCAGCGGCAGGCGAACGAUUUUGGCCCAUAUCCGCCGGGCUAUGGCCAGCAGUCGAGCAUGCCCUAUGCCCGGCCAGCCUUGCCGUUGCUCAACCUGCCUGUGCCCUGUCGCGGCAAUCAGCCGUGGGGCUAUGAACACUGCUAUGGCUAUGGCCCGAGUCAGCCGGAGCCAUGCCAGUUUUCGCAAUUUGUGGAUAUCGAGGAUUUUAUGAAUAAUGAAAAGCGCAAGGAAAAGUCACGGGAUGCGGCACGCUCUCGUCGCUCCAAGGAGACGGAAAUAUUUGUGGAACUGUCGUCGGCAUUGCCCCUAAAGGCCGAAGAUGUGAAUCAGCUGGACAAGGCGUCUGUGAUGCGCAUUACAAUCGCCUGCCUCAAGAUACGUCAGAUGCUCAAGUUUUUGCCCGAUUGCGAUGCGGUCAAGCCGAAAGUGGAGUUUUUCGAAGAGGAUUGGCUAAAGUGUGCCGAGGCCAGUGAACUGUUGAAGCAAACCAUGGAUGGGUUUCUGCUGGUGCUAUCUAAUGAGGGUGACGUCACCUAUGUUUCGGAUAAUAUAAUGGAUUACCUGGGCAUAACGAAGAUCGAUACGCUCGGCCAACAGAUUUGGGAGUAUACGCAUCAGUGCGAUCAUGCUGAGAUUAAGGAGGCACUUAAUCUCAAACGCAAUGGCAUUGUUGACAAGGUCAAGGAUGAGCAGCUAAUUGAAUCGGGCAUUAGCACGCAUCAUCGUGAUCUAUUCGUGCGCAUGAAGUGCACUCUGACCAGUCGCGGGCGCAGCAUCAACAUCAAGAGCGCCUCUUAUAAGGUUAUUCACAUAACGGGUCAUUUGCGCGUCAAUAACAAGGGAGAGCGCGUAUUUAUUGCCAUUGGACGGCCCAUACCGCAUCCUUCGAACAUUGAAAUACCGCUGGGCACCAGCACAUUUCUGACCAAGCACAGUCUGGACAUGAAAUUCACCUAUGUGGACGACAAAAUGCACGCCCUGCUCGGCUAUCUGCCUGGUGAUCUGCUGGAGACGUCACUUUUCCAAUGCCAGCACGGCGCCGACUCGGAGCGUCUGAUGGCCAUCUUUAAGAGCGUGAUCAACAAGGGACAGGGCGAGACGUGUCGCUAUCGUUUUCUCGGCAAAUACGGUGGCUACUGCUGGAUCGUGACUCAGGCAACGAUUGUUUACGAUAAGCUAAAGCCGCAGAGCGUUGUCUGCGUUAAUUAUGUCAUCAGUAAUCUUGAGAACAAACAUGAGAUUUAUUCACUUGCGCAACAAACGGCGGCAAGUGAGGAACAGGCAAAGCAGCAACAACAACAACAACUACCUGAAACUAACAACGAAACAACAAUUGCUAAACAACAAGUUGCCGAUACAACUAAAGCAACAACUACAACAACAACAGCAACAACAACUUUAGAGCUAGUGGACAAACCCAAAGUGAUUGAGACUGCAAACGAAACAACAACAACAACAACAGCAACAAUAAUAACAACACCAACUGCAACAACUGCUGCUGCAACUAACCCACCACCAGCAACAACAACUAAAACAACAAUUAAAACAACUAGUGACAACAACAACAGCAACAACAACAACACCGUAACCUCAACUUUAGCUAACAAAACGCAGCAACUGCAAACCGAAUUGCUUAUCAAACGUGAAAAUAAUUCACCCGGACCGCGCACCAUCACAGCACAGAUUCUCAGCAACAACAACAGCAACAACAGCAACAACAGCAACAGCAAUUUGUUGCGCAUCGAAGAGAAACGUCCCAAAUCGGUGACUGCCUCACUCAUACGCAGCACUCCAGCUGCUGCUGCACCGAAGAAGGCAACAACAAUUGCUGCUCAAACGUUGCCGCCGACAACAACAGCAACAGCUGCCAUAUUGAACAACAAUUUGCAACAGCAACAGCAACAGCAACAAGUGCAGCAACAGCAACAACAACAACAACAGCAACAAGCACAAGAUAUGAAUAAAGGAUUCUUAUCGUUCGCUGAUGAAGGUCGAGGAUUAACAAUGCUGAAAGAGGAACCGGAUGACUUGUCGCAACAGUUGGUCAACGGCGCGUCCGGCAUUCACUUGGACGAGCCCUUUGGCGAGAUUUUGGUGGGCUUGAUGAACUCCUGCCUGCUGCCCGAUGAGAUUGGCUCGCUGGACUCGACCACCUGCUCGACGACGGGCAGUGUGACGCACUAUCACAACAACAGCAACAGCAAUAGCAGCAUUAGCAGCACCAACAACAACAACAACAACAGCAGCAGCAACAACAACAACAACAGCAGCAGCAACAGCAAUAACAACAGUUACAACAGCAAUCGUCAGAGUUUAAACACAGCUGCAAUUGUUGCUGGCACAGCGAGCAGCAGAAACAACAGCCACAACAACAACAACAGCAGCAACAGCAACAGCAGCAACAGCAGCAGCAACAGCUCCAACAGCCAGCAGCAAGAGAAUGGCAACAGCAACAGCAACAGCAGCAACAUUGAUCCCUUGUUCAACUAUCGCGAUGAAUCGAAUGACACCAGCUGCUCCCAGCAUCUGCACUCGCCCAAGACGCCCGAGGACAGCAGCCUGCCGUCGCUGUGCAGCCCGAACUCGCUGUCGCAGGAGGACGACUUCACGUUCGUUGACUUUGGCAUGCGCGCUCCUUAUAUACCCAUGGGCGAUGAUAUGCCGCUGCUGACCGAGAGCGAUCUCAUGUGGUGUCCGGCGGACGAUUUGCCGCCCAUAGUGCCCAAGGAUGUGGACAGCAUGCAGCAGCAUUUGCAGCAAUUGCAGCAACAGCAGCAGCAGCAACAGCAAUAUAACAGCUACCAGCAACCGUUGCAACAGCACUCGCAGCAACAGCAACAUUUUUCCAGUUCGCUGUGCUCCUCGCCUGCCUCCACAGUGUCCUCGCUGUCGCCAUCGCCCGUGCAGCAGCAGCAGCAGCAGCAACAGCAUCAACAGCAGCAGCAACAGCAGCAGCAGCAGCAGCAGCAACACUCAAAUGUCUACACCACCGGCUCCAGCGAGCUGGCCGCCUUGCUCUGCGGCAGCGGCAACGGCACGCUCUCGAUUUUGGGCAAUGUCUCUGGCGAGGAUCGCCUGCAGCAGAAUGAGCAGGACUUGCGCAGCUUCCAGCAAAUGCAGCCGGCGCUGCAGCUGGAGGAGGAGGAGCAACUCGAGCGCGAGCAGCCGACAUUUUUCCAGCAGCAAAUGUUGCUGAGCAUUGGCAGGCAGUGCAAGAAGGAGAAGUUCGAUGUCUCACUGUCCAGCAGCCUGUGUCCCUCGAUAGAGGAUGCAUUUCACAACGACUACAGCAAAGAUUCCACCAAUUUGGAUUGGAGCGAUUUGUUGCAAAUGAAUGUGGCGGUGCCCAACACCAGUCCCGCGGUUUCUCCAGCGCCCAGCAAAGUGACAAUGUUGCCGCUAUUGCAACAACAACAGCAGCAGCAACAGCAGCAGCAGCAACAGUUGCCACAGCAACAGCAGCAGAAUAUCAUAUUGAAUGCCGUGCCAUUAAUAACCAUUCAAAAUAAUGCGACAAUGUUGCAGCAGCAGCUGCAACAGCAACUACAGCAACAGCAGCAGCAGCAGCAGCAAUCGGAGGAGGAGUUGCAGGAGUUGAUGCUGCCCAGCAAGCAGCCGGCCAAGAGGCUAUUGAAUGGCACCAAGGCAACCAUACGCCUGGUGGAAAGCAAAAUUACGCCAGCAACAAAGGCAACUCUGGUGCAAACGCUGUCGCCACAGCAACAGCAGCAACAGCAGCAGCAGCAGCAGCAGCAGCAACAUGGCAACAAGCGUCAUUUGAACAGCCAAUCGGCAGCUGGCAAUGUUGUGGAGUCGAAGCGUCUCAAGAGCGGAACACUCACCCUGGAAGUGCAAUCGCCACAGCUGCUGCAGCAGCUGAUGGGCAAGGAGCAACAGCAACAGCAGCAGCAGCAACAGCAGCAGCAGGCAAACAAGCGACACGCAAGCGAACGCUGGUCAACAGCAGCUGAUGCCAAGCAGCAGAAGCAACAGCAGCAGCAGCAGCAACAUCAUCAACAGCAGCAGCAGCAACAGUCGAACUCUGUGCUUAAGAAUCUGUUGGUUAGCGGACGUGAUGCAAAUAACAAUGAGGACGCAGCCGUGCCCAUGAUCAUCGACGACAACUCUCUGGAGCAGGUGGUGGCGCCCACUCUCGUAUCGGCCGACGCCUUCAAGUACUCGAUGCCGCUGCACUGCCACACGGCAACUGCCUCGGUGCUGCGCAACUAUCGCCACAAUCCGCUGAUCAGCGGCACCAAUCUGCAGCUGUCGCCGGUCUUUGGCAGCGGCGAGGCAGCCAGCCCUCUGGGCGGCGACGGCGAUGCCAGUUCUGUGGCCUCCUUAGAUGAUUCCAUGCCGCCGGGCCUGACCGCCUGCGACACGGAUGCCUCCAGUGACAGCAGCUUCGAUGAGAGCAGCCUGGCCGACGCGGGCUCGCCGCAAAUGCAGCGGCGCACCGAGCAAAUGGAUGUGGCCUCGGUGCCAGAGGCUCCGCCUCCGCAGCUCUCCGAGGCAGAGGCAGAGGAGGAGGACUUCUGCCAGCAGCUGAGGAGCAAGGCGACCAGUCGCAAGUCAUCGAUAUCGUUCAUAGACAGCAGCAAUCCGCUGCUGCGCACCCCCUACCUGAUGGACCUGUGCAACGACGACUACAACAUGACCGAGGAGAGCAGCUUCGAGCUUGACGGUGUGCUGGACUGUCUCCAGAUACCCUAAGCGCCUGUGCAACAAUCACGGUAGACAGACAGGCAGGCAGGCAGGCAGGCAGGGAGGCAUUGCAUUUGUUUUUUACGUAGGCUUUUCUUAUUUUUCUUUUUGGGUUUCGUUUAGUUUGGCAUUUAAGGAAGUGAAAUCAAAACAUAAACAAAAGAUUGAAUUUUGAGCCUUACGUAAAUUUAGAAAUUAAAAA
Molecule: messenger RNA, 5248 nt
Organism: Drosophila navojoa
Lineage: Eukaryota; Metazoa; Arthropoda; Insecta; Diptera; Drosophilidae
Gene: sima
Product: HIF-1 transcription factor component sima
Biological process (GO): regulation of transcription by RNA polymerase II; cellular response to hypoxia
Molecular function (GO): RNA polymerase II transcription regulatory region sequence-specific DNA binding; DNA-binding transcription factor activity, RNA polymerase II-specific; protein dimerization activity
Source: RefSeq, a predicted model, not a curated record